AUGAUUUAUGGACAAUUAUCUUCUCCUCGUCAUUCACAUUCAUUUCAAGAUCGCAUGCUGCACAAGCUCAUGUGUUCGUGUUGCAUAAUUCCAUUAUUAUAUUUUUUUAAACGGGAAAUAUCCUUUUUUGACCAAACUGGGCGCACAAUCCUUGUAUCGUGUGUUUGUGUACAUAUGCAUCUGUUGCGUGUUGUUGAUCAUGGCUCGUGCUCUUGUUCAUUCGGCUCCUUUUAUACCCGACUGAAAGACGGAAGAUGUCUAAUGCCGAGUUUGCCUCUUUUAUCUGCUUGUCCCAGAAGACAGCAGCAGGUGUAUCACAGUCAGCGACGAGCAGGAGGCCGUGGGGGAGACAACAGCCGAGAGCGACCGAAGUCCAAUUUUUACGAGUACGAGAGCGUUGCCGCGUUGGUGAGACCUGCGACUGCGUUGGGAGCCCCUACAACUGCUCUUCAACAGCAGCAACAACAACAGCAGCAGCAGCAGUUGCAGAAAUCUGCACAGUCGCAAAACAAUGGCUCCCAACCGUCUUCCGUCAGGUCACGACGAGGCCCUGCCAUCCACAAUUCGCUGCCGAAGAAAUCUCAGAACCGUCCCCAGCAUCCUACCAUCGAAUCGGCAUUCCCUCAGCAAAAGGUUUCACGCCAAGGACCGUACCAGCAGAACUCCGGAGCUCAGAUGAACGGCCACGGAAACCCGAGCGAUUUCGGACACCGUGUCCCGCCUCCCUAUCACGUGGUUCAUCAACAACAACAACAACAACAGCAGCAACAACAUCAUCUGUAUCAACAGCACCAGCAGCCUCUCGGACCGCAGCACAACAAGCAUCCGGCCCAGCGAGCAAUGGUACACGCUAUGGCGGCUUCGCAAAACAUGGCACACGGUCCCGGGGCUUUGAAUAGCAGCAGUUUGCACCGUUUGCCAAAUCAGCGACCGGGAAUACCACCACCAGAGUUCUUUGAGCCGAAACGGAGACAUGCCCCGGCACCGCCUGGUCACGGAUCCCGGGUUCAUCCGGGUUUCGACAACCACCCGCCCCCGCCUCAGUACGUGAACGGGCCACCGAACGCAAACAUGAUGCACUUCAACGGCGGCUCGAAGAAUGCUCAUCACCACUACCCCGGGGUGCAUCCACGACAGCAAGUGACCCAGUCUUGACACAGGGGAUGCAUUACUUUCUCUGUUUGAGAGCGGAACUUGAAAGCCAAAGAAUUUUUGUUGUUGUUGUCGAGAGGAUCCAUCGAUCGUUUCCCCGAAUAUCCCCGCAGAGCGUUAUGUUUCGAGAAAAAAGAUUCAAGAAUUUAGAUGCCAUUUUUAUCGCUUGUUUGAUUUUGGUUUUCUGGACGUAUUUAUAAGCAAAAUUUAAUAAUCAUCCGAAUAUUUUAUGUAAUGGCUGAAGUUUGAAUUUUUGACGAUUUUCCGGAGGCUGUCGCUUGGAUAUCCGUGAGAGAAGAAAAAAAAAACUCGUGAACGGGGUAAAUUACACAGGAGGUAGUGCAAAUUUGACAUUGUGGGUAAUCGCGUCAAACCGAGCUUUAACUCAAGAUUUUUUCGGGAUCAGAUUUUUGACAUUCGAUCAGUCUGUAAAUUCGCGUUGGACUUUUUUUAUGACUAUGGACGUAGAAAAAAAAACAUAUUUGACGUAAUCCCUGGUGCGUUUCAGACGGUUUUGCUGAAAAUGCGUUAAUCUGUGAUGUAACCGUAAUACUUUUUCCUUGAUUUUUCUAUGAUGAACAAAGAACGCAAUUGGUUUUAGAUCUUGUUGAUUGACUGAACGGAGAGAAUUUCGCGAGUGGGCAUCUGAACAGGAAUUUUUUAAAUCACUUUGCUUCGUGGCAGGUUUUUUUUUUUUUGAAGAAGAAGAAUCUUAUUUUGGAUUCCGUUGGUUUUAGUGUGAAGAAAAGUAUU
Molecule: messenger RNA, 1905 nt
Organism: Notodromas monacha
Lineage: Eukaryota; Metazoa; Arthropoda; Ostracoda; Podocopida; Cyprididae
Source: the annotation of a GenBank genome assembly